Molecule: messenger RNA, 1209 nt
Organism: Aspergillus clavatus NRRL 1
Lineage: Eukaryota; Fungi; Ascomycota; Eurotiomycetes; Eurotiales; Aspergillaceae
Product: putative C2H2 finger domain protein
Exons: 3
Coding region: 1-1209 (402 amino acids)
Biological process (GO): regulation of transcription by RNA polymerase II
Cellular component (GO): nucleus
Molecular function (GO): transcription coregulator activity
Source: RefSeq, a predicted model, not a curated record
AUGUCCGGUCCAGCGACCCCCAGAAAGACCCGCUGCACCUUCCCCAACUGCCCUCGCCUCUUCGAUUCAGUCGAGGAGAUGAAGAGACACAAACGCUUCACUCCCGAACACGAGUACUGCAGCCGCUGUGAUGAGGACUUCCAGGACGAGCAGCGGCUCCUCAUCCACAAGAUCAAGAGCAACAAGCAUAUCGUCUGUCCCAUCUGCGGCAUUGAUUUUCGAAGCGAGGGGGGCCGCGAUGUGCAUAUUCGCCAGAACCACCGCGCCGAACAAAACCUCGAAUGCUACGGCUGCAAAGCUCACUUCAAAAGCGCUAGCAGCAUGAUGCGCCACAUCGAAGACGACGAGUGUCCCGGCAUCACCAGAGCCCGCCUCCUGCAGGAGAAGUCCAAGAAGCUCAUCAUCAAACAGGCCCUUAAAGUCGGCGAGGGCUCGCCCAUGCCCAUCAUCCCCGGCCCGAGCGACAACGACGACAUCGACGGUGGCGUCAAGGUCGAUCCAAACCCGCUCGAGUACGACAACCGCGAGGCGAUGGCCCACCAGCCCAAGCUGGGCGAGCACGACCCCACCGCCAGCGUCUCCGCCAUGCUGGCGCUGAAGCACUGGCCCCAGCCACCAGGACGGGCCCGCGCGGCGGUUGGUGCCGUGCCUGUGGAGCUGAUGGCGUUCUCAGAACUCGCGAUUGUGAAUGGGACUCGGGCGCAGGGGUGGAAGGGCAAGGAGCCGCUCCGGGCGAUCCAGGAGUCGGCGGAACAGGAGGAAAAUCAAGGUCAUCGUCCGUUUGGCGUGGCAGCAACCUUCGAUGCGGGCCAGACGCUGCGAACGCUCCAGAGUAACUGGGAUGCGACCAAUUUCUUCAACUCGUACAGCGGCGAGUACGUCUGUCCUUGCGGGGCACGGUUCAACACCAUGAAGGAGUUUGAGGAGCAUAUGAUCAUGAAGAGUCAGGGAGGGAGAGGCAUGCAGUGUCCUGGAUGCCAGAAAUUCUUCAAGACCACUGCCGCUCUGGUGGCCCAUUGCGAGUCGGCCAGUACCCGCUGCUAUAUUAACGACAACCAUCAGUUCGGCCAGAUCAUCGACGAGAUGACCGGCGGAUUGAUCCAGGCGGCUGGUUAUAAUCCCGAUGGAACUGUCAAGUAUGAAGCCGGCAAGCUGGACUUGACCAAUGCCACCACAAUCGGCGUCGACGCCAGCAAGUUCAAACGGUAA